Molecule: messenger RNA, 2588 nt
Organism: Lasiosphaeria miniovina
Lineage: Eukaryota; Fungi; Ascomycota; Sordariomycetes; Sordariales; Lasiosphaeriaceae
Exons: 6
Coding region: 153-2216 (687 amino acids)
Cellular component (GO): cytosol
Source: RefSeq, a predicted model, not a curated record
CUCCAAGCCCGUUGCAACUUGCAAGCCAAUUCAAGGUCGAACCGCCGUUGCACCAGCUCCUCAGCCCUACGGAAAGCACGGCUGAAGCGCACCGUGUGAAUACCACUAAACCUAGCGCCUGAUCUGAUCCGCGCACGGUGCGCUUUCGCUCCAUGCUCUCUCCAGUCUGGGGGCAGGCAGCCCGACUCGCAGCGGCCGACGCGGGCGUCGCAUUUCCCGAAAACCGCAUCCCGUCAAAGCCAGAUCGCCCAGCCCGAGCAAAUGACCGGAAUAAUACACGAGACUAUAUGGAGCAAUCCCCUCUCACCCACCAGCCUCGCCCCGAGGUCUUCCAGCAGAAGAUAGUCCAGCUGUACGAGGCGCUUUUCAAGGACGACCGCGACGAUGGCGAGAAACCCGAGGGCUUCUGGCGCGAGUUCUUCCUGCUCCGCCCCGACCGGGCCUCGCUCCGGCGCAUCCUCGACGACAUAGGUCCGAACGACCUGCUCCACUACGAGCUGCAGACAGGGCAGCUCUUUGCGCGCGCCGUGGCGGCGCUGAAGAGCGGGCACGGCGUGGCGGAUCUGCACGCGCUCGAUACACUGAGCAUCUUCAUGACGGCCGUGCUGGCCAAGAAGUACACCAACCCGAGCUCCGACAUCAUCGAGGUGCUGGCCGGCCUCGACCACGUCGACAGCGUGUUUACCGAGUUUGUCGGCGCGCUAGACUCGAUCAUUAGGAAUGGCCGGACCUUGGAAUUACGGCUCAAGGCGGUCGAGGUCGCCCUCUCGGUCACGUCCGGCGCAUACCAGACCAGCUUGCUUACCUACUUUAUUCAGCGGGACCUGUUCCCGUCCAUCAUGAAGUUGAUACAAGACAUCGACAACCCAGCUGCGAUGGCGGCGCCGUUCACGCUGGUCGGGCUCCUAGCCAACUACAACAAGUUCGAGUUCCAGAAUCCGUACCAGAUGCGGCUGAACGAUUUCGUCAACGAGGGCGUCAUUAAGAAGAUCAUCAAAAGCGUCGGCUACACGUGCCAGACGAUACGGGCUCACUACGUGGAAGUACAGGACGACCUGCCAGAGGGAUGGACGCUAGCAAGCACGCUGAAUCUGAUUGGGCUGGGCGCCAUUGCCCCUGGGGGAAAGGCGCCGCCGAAGCCGGCCUACGACGCCGAGACGGCCAAGAAGAUGUUUGCCGAACUGCCGGUCGAAGAGGCUGCGAUUCUCCUCGCGACGUACGACUUCACGCACGCCAACAAGCUCUUUUGCUUCAACUUUGUCACGCUGCCGCCGGAAAAGGGCGAGGAGCAGCCGUUCGCAACCUUCAUCUCGCUCACCUCGUACCUGCUCCAGCACGCGCACCUCUCGCAGCGCACCACGCUCUACUCGCAUCUCAACCUCAUGGUGUUCCGGCUGCUCGUCGAAGACCCCGUGCUGUGCAAGCGGAUAUGCAGCGACGAGAGCAAGGCGGCGGUGCGCCUCUGCCGGCAGCGGUCGCCGUACCUCCCGCUGGUGCGUGGCGAGCGCGUCAUGGCCACGGCGGUCAUGGACACGAUGAUCGACGCCAUCAACCACAACCUGCGGCGGCGGCUCGACGUGGGGCUGUACACGCUCUGCGUGGGCAUCUUGCUGCGCAUCAUCAGCUACCUGUCGCGGUCGCGCACGCGGCUGCAGUACCACUGGGCCGACCUGUUCCGGUCGCUGCUGGCGCUGGUGCGCUUUCUCACGACGUACGCAGGCGACCUGCGCGGGCUGCCGCAGAUCGACGUGCUGCUCGACCACGUCGUCAACCUGCUCGCGCUCGGGCUGUCGGCCGGCGAGGCCUUCCUGCCUACGCCGGCCGCCUACGACGACCUCUUCUACAAGGUGGUCGAGUCGGGCGAGGUGCUGGUCAAGUUCCGCGACACGUACCGCCUGGUGCAUCGGCCCAGCAACUCCAUAUCGACGCUGGUGAACGUCAGCACGCACUACAAGGAGAUGCUGGCGGAGAGCGAGGGCGGCGUGGCCAAGCCCAUCGCGGGGAAGCGCUCGGGGUCGCAGCUGACCAGCCUCCAGGUCGCCGAGGUCAUCAAGCAGGGCUACGAGACGCUGAGCAUCCAGACCAAGGAGGGCCUCGACAGCUGGGAGAACUACCGCGAGGCUGACGAGCGCACGCUGCUCAAGAAGAUGGCCCGGGCGGCCGUGGCGGAUGUGCGGAUAAUGGUGGCCGAGUACGCCUGGGUGAGGCUGGAGUGAGGCAAGGCUGGAUGGAGUAAAGAUGUUUGUUCUUCGGAAGGGCCCUGGAAGGAGACGUCGUGGUCUGCUUCUCUUUCACAGGGCAAUAGAUGAUAUCUCAGCCUUUGCGUGUUGGAUGCGCGUCUUCCACGUAUAUAAUUCUAGUCGUGAUGGCCUGUCGCCUGUGUGGGAGCUUCGUUGUGGGUGUUUCGUUGCAAUACGCACCGGGAGCUUCGAUCUGAAAUUGCGCAGUUGCAGGGGCAUCCUGGCUCAGGCAAUCCGAAUGCAAAAUUGGGAUAGAAAAAGAGCAGGAAAAGAACCCGGAGUGGGAACCAGGCAGCCCAGGCAGUUUAAGUUUCUCAGUAUAAAUUGAAACCUAGCUUUUUCGUUGAA